AUGCUUGCUUGCAUUGCAUUACAUGCUCCUCUCAUUGCCGUGAAUUCUUCCUUUGCCCUACCAUUUUUACAAAACAGCUCAUUGCUUAAAUACCUUCACAUUUCUGUAUUUCUUUCAAAGGAAUCAUCUGAAACAAUUAAUGAAGAAUUUGCCAGCAAAACUGCAAUUUCAAGAAGAGAACACAGAACGGGUUUCAAUAUGACGAGUUGGAUUCAUGAUUCAAACUAUAGAACAGAGCGAGUAGUUGGAGUUGCAGCAGCUGCAUAUGUUGUUAACUCGAUUGAAGAACAGAGCAUUCGUGGCCAGAAAAAUACCAGCACACAUCUUGAAUCCUCUUUGAUCAAGGACAAGAGCAGAAAGGGAGAUGCAACGUCUUCAACCUCAAAACUCAGCACCCUAUCCAAACAAUUUUUAGGUCAAGGUUCAAAGAAAAUUCCAGAAAGAGCAGACAGCAAAGUGCCAGAAAUCAAUGCUGCAUAUGAAAAGGAACGUAGACGUGUGUCAUCAUUUAAAAAACCUCUUAGUUUUUCCGAUCAAAUGGGCAGCUCUAGCCGCACACAACCCGGAACUUCCUCGAAACCUGAUACACUUUACAGUCAACCAGAUAGUGCAGCACCAAAACCCAAAAGGGCAGCGCCAAAGUCAGAUCAUCAUGUUGUGAAAAAAGGAACUCAAGUGACAGAAGCUGAAAGACAAAGUGCAGCAUAUGCAGGGUCAGAUCAGGCAAAAGCUGAUGCUUGGGAGAAGGCUGAUAUGGCUAAGAUCAAAAAACGGUAUGCGAAGUUAGAUGAAAAUAUAGUGGCCUGGGAGGAAAAGAAAAAGAAGAAAGCCAGAAGCAAGUUGGAAAAUGCAGAGAAGAGUGAGUCGGAGAAAAAGAGAGCAAAAGCCUUAAAAAAAUUUAGAAAUGAAAUGGACUACAUCAAACAAGUUGCAGAUGGAGCAAGAGCAGAGGCAAAGGCAAGGCAAAGAAAUGAUGAGCUUAAAGCAAAGGAAAAAGCGAAUAUAAUUAGAACAACAGGAGAACUUCCAGUGACAUGCUUCUGCUGUUGAAUUUAACUAAUAAUGUAGUGUCAUGAGUUUAAAAUUACAUAUGUGAAGAUCAUUUACACAGUGCUUUGACUAACUAAAGGAUGCCAAUCACAA
This is a messenger RNA of Hibiscus syriacus, 1143 nucleotides long. RefSeq lists its product as uncharacterized. NCBI's taxonomy places the organism in Eukaryota, Viridiplantae, Streptophyta, Magnoliopsida, Malvales, Malvaceae. The transcript is spliced from 5 exons. The record is from RefSeq and is a predicted model, not a curated record. Bases 1 to 1050 code for a protein of 349 amino acids.